Messenger RNA from Monodelphis domestica (gray short-tailed opossum), 939 nucleotides. RefSeq names its product olfactory receptor 1G1-like. Gene Ontology annotation, molecular function: olfactory receptor activity; G protein-coupled receptor activity. Gene Ontology annotation, cellular component: membrane. Gene Ontology annotation, biological process: G protein-coupled receptor signaling pathway. The record is from RefSeq and is a predicted model, not a curated record. NCBI's taxonomy places the organism in Eukaryota, Metazoa, Chordata, Mammalia, Didelphimorphia, Didelphidae.
AUGGACAGAGGAAACCAAAUGAGAGUCUCUGAAUUUCUCCUUCUUGGGCUCUCUCACCCUCUGGAGCAACAACUGAUUCUUUCUGGCCUGUUCCUGAUCAUAUACCUUGUUACUGCGGUGGGGAACCUCCUUAUCAUGCUGGCUAUCUGCUCUGACUCCCACCUUCACACUCCUAUGUAUUUCUUUCUAGCCAACUUCUCUUUCACUGAUGUGUGUGUGUCCUCCACCACAGUGCUGAAGAUGUUCAACAUUCAGACUCACAGCCAAACUAUCUGCUAUGGUGGGUGUCUUACCCAAAUUUUCUUCUUUCUGUCGUUCAUUGGGUUGGAUGUGUUCCUCCUAGGAAUUAUGGCAUAUGACCAACUUGUGGCUAUUUGCCAUCCUCUCCACUAUACUAUUCUCAUGAGCCCCCAGCACUGUUACCUGCUGGUGGCUGUGUCAUUGGUCAUGGCUCACUUAUUUUCCCUGACCCACACCAAUCUCCUGGCUCAGUUACCCUUCUGUGCUGCUAACACUAUUCCCCACUUCUUUUGUGAGCUCCUACCUUUGAUGAAGCUCUCCUGCUCUGAACCUUAUACCAACCAGCAUGUGCUGAUAUACUGGGGUGGAGCCUUGACCAUCCUAAUCCCUCUGAUGAUUCUUAUCUCCUAUGUCCCCAUCAUGAACCCCAUUCUCUGUAUCCCUUCAGUGAAGGGAAAAUGCAAGGCCUUCUCCACCUAUGGCUCUCACCUCUCUGCGGUUUGCCUGUUUUAUGUGGCUGCCAUUGGAGUGUAUUUCAUUCCCUUUGAGGCUGACUCAGCUGGAAAAGAUAGAUUGGCAGCUGUGAUGUAUGCUGUAGUGACUCCCAUGCUGAACCCCUUUAUCUACACCCUGAGAAACACAGACAUGAAAGCAGCCUUGGGGAGAAUCCUCAAUAGGAGGUCAUUAUUGUUUCUAUAA